Agrilus planipennis (emerald ash borer) is the source of this 1832-nucleotide messenger RNA. Its product is annotated as synaptotagmin-10-like. Gene Ontology annotation, molecular function: phosphatidylserine binding; SNARE binding; calcium ion binding. Lineage: Eukaryota; Metazoa; Arthropoda; Insecta; Coleoptera; Buprestidae. Gene Ontology annotation, cellular component: membrane. Bases 369 to 1832 code for a protein of 487 amino acids. The transcript is spliced from 10 exons. Gene Ontology annotation, biological process: regulation of calcium ion-dependent exocytosis; cellular response to calcium ion; calcium-ion regulated exocytosis. The record is from RefSeq and is a predicted model, not a curated record.
UAGUACGUCAGUUCGGAAUCCAUUUUCUCGCGGUGGUUCUUUAAUCGUAAUUCCGAUGUUUAUACGCGUGUGAUAUGUGUUUUGGUACGAAAUUAGGCAGUGAUUUUCGCGUUCUUGAACAAACAUUUGUGACUUUGAUACAUUUAUUGAAACUGUGUGCUUAAUUAUGGAAAGUAGAUCUUGGAUAAUAAUAAGCUGGAACGGCUGCUCGGCAGCGGUGCAUCCUGGCCACCUUGCUCGUACUACCCUUAACCGAGACCUGACAUUGGCCUCCACCAAUACAGGGCUAGGUCGCCGUGACGUCACGGGAUGCGUGUAGCCGCGUUCCCGCCAACUUUGAUCGCUCGACGCUCACUGAUUCUUCGACCAUGGGACUUGUGAGAAGUCCUCUACCUUCAAUUGUUCCUCCCAGUGAAGAAGUUAACUUCUCUAGUGCGUCGAGUGAUAUUUCCUCCGGGGGCGAUCUGUCGAAUUGGAAGUACUUGCAGUACGAAAUUCUCGGAGGAAUAGCAGUCACAGCGAUGGCAUUAGUAAUUUUGGCGGCUGUUAGUUACCAGUGCACAGCCACCUGGAAAUGGAUACGGGAAAAAACAUGUCGAGAUUCCUGCGAAGAGGCAGAAACUUUAGCAAAACAAUCUGCAAUAUGCAUCAGUCAUUCCCUCCCAGAUUUACAAACAGAACCCAUGAAACAAGAAUACGUACAAGAGCACAAAGAAUCGAUAAAAAAAGUUCUGCGCCAAACUACCCUUCCAAUUGUUCCCAUGAGACAUCAGACGUUCCAGAGGCAACUGUCUCAUAGAUUAGAAAUGGUACCCAGUAUCCAAUUCAGUAUUUGCAGUCUCGAACAUAAAAGCGAGUCGAGUAUUGUGGGACUAAUAAAGCCUGAGCUUUAUAAAAAGGAAGUCGUUCGACAGUCGUCGGUAGAGAGCACUGGUCCUGAAAUGGAGUAUUGUGGAAAACUACACUUUGCUCUUCGUUACGAUAAAGAAGUUGAAGGGCUUGUUGUGAAGGUGUUGGAAGCUCGCGACUUGCCCAUUAAAGACGUUUCCGGCAGCAGUGAUCCUUACAUCAAAGUCUACUUACUUCCUGACAGGAAAAGAAAAUACCAGACCAAGGUUCAUCGAAAGAAUCUCAAUCCGGUUUUCAAUGAAACAUUUAUAUUCAGUGUUCCGUUUGAAGAACUGAAGCAACGUUAUCUCCAAUUUUCCGUAUACGAUUUUGAUCGAUUUUCAAGGCACGACUUGAUUGGUCACGUUGUUUUGAAAGGUCUUUUGGACACAACCGAUCUACAGCAAGAGAUCGAGUACACCAUGCAUAUCUUAUGUCCACCUCAGGACAAAGUGGAUUUGGGUGAAUUGAUGUUGUCUCUGUGCUAUCUACCAACAGCGGGUCGUCUCACCUUGACCGUCAUCAAGGGACGAAAUCUGAAGGCAAUGGACAUUACCGGGAAGUCAGAUCCGUACGUGAAGGUCUAUUUGAUAUGCCAAGGGAAACGGAUAAAAAAGAAGAAAACCAGCGUUAAGAAAUCCACCCUCAAUCCCGUUUAUAACGAGGCGUUGGUAUUUGAUGUGCCAUCUGAUAAUGUUGAAGAUGUCAGUCUUAUAGUAAAAGUUUUUGAUUACGAUAGGAUAGGUUCGGAUGAUCUAAUGGGUUGCACGGCUAUUGGAUCCAGUUUUAUAGGAGUAGGUAGAGAUCAUUGGUUGGAAAUGUUAGAUAAUCCCAGAAGGCCCGUUGCUCAAUGGUACACACUUCUUGAGUCAACACCUGGACAUUUCUCAAACUCAUCAUCUUCAACUUUGCCAAUUAGUCUAAGCUGCCUUAAUGGAAGGUGA